Messenger RNA from Fusarium musae, 1263 nucleotides. RefSeq lists its product as uncharacterized. The record is from RefSeq and is a predicted model, not a curated record. Bases 1 to 1263 code for a protein of 420 amino acids. The transcript is spliced from 2 exons. NCBI's taxonomy places the organism in Eukaryota, Fungi, Ascomycota, Sordariomycetes, Hypocreales, Nectriaceae.
AUGCCACCCUAUCCUGCUGAACUCAAAACCUGGUGGUUAGGGAUAGGCUAUGAGGCCCUUAAACAAUUGGUCAACGGUGAAUCAGAUGAUCUCGACUCUCGACAGUGUGGUUUUGCGCAGCAGAUGCAAACGAGGCUUUUGGCAUUCGACAACGACCAAACCAUUCAAGCCUCUAUUCAAACAGCCUGGCCAGCCAUCCGUGCAGCAAGAGGAGUCGACUAUGACGCGAAUAGUCGCAAGAAUUCCAAGUACAUAGCGUCCAAUAUCUUUCGGAAGCCCCAUGAUGGAGGCAUUGACUUCGAACGCGCCAUGGAUGGCCUUGGCUACCUCGAUGCCAUCGAAAUUCGUCGCCUCCGCCUCCUUGAAGCCACCCAUGCUGCCAUGGAGACCAUAUCACCGACAGAAAGUCAACUACAAAUGCUCCAAGAGCUUGACAGGACUUCUACCGCAAACUUUCGGCUGCUACACGCCGGUUUCAGGGCCUUUAUCCUUAUCGAAGAAUUGACAAAAGACCCCGAGUGCAGAAAGGAGAUCCCUCAAAUUAUGGGAAUAUUCAAUGCUCUUGUGCCUUCAGAUGUGUUUCUCGAAGACGAAGAUGAUGUCGAUCCAACCCCACACUCACCGGGUCUUCGCGACAGUGUUCGGUUUUCUGUCUUUGAGCACCUGAUGUCUGAUCAGCCCUUCUCUCCUCAGCAGCAAGAAAUCAUCAAAAUGAAACUGUCUGGCUGGUGCGAGGUCCCAGGGUAUCCUCAAGCCAGAGAUGCUAUGGUGAGAUACUGUGAAGAGUUCAAGAAGCUGGAAGGUGUGUGCUUAGCGAUCAUGAGCGAUCUUGAACGAAAAUCGUUCCGCGUCGGACCGUAUCAUGUAUCAUCUACAACCUCGUCCACGGUGUUUAAUACAGACAAUUCACGAAGCUCUGGGUUUUCAGCAAAUACAACCCAGAGCGCAAGCGCUAUUUUCACACUUGCGACUUCAAAUGACAACCAGGGCUCUGCGCCGACGACACCCUUAAGCCCUUGGGUCGUAUCGACUUCGCAUCCUCUACUAAAAGGAAUGCCUGGAAGAGAAAUGAGCCCAGCUAAAACGGAUGGUGCUCUUUUCUCUCAAGAUCUCAGCGCAUCACCCGUCCUGUCCUAUCCUGAUAAUCUCUCCAAAACAGAGUUUUUUCAGCACCCAUUCACCCGAAAGCUUGACAUGUUACCAGUCGAACAAGCCACUUUGGGUCUUGUCCUGCCCCGAGAAAUUGACAGUCGAGAUUUCUAG